Sturnus vulgaris (Common starling) is the source of this 1398-nucleotide messenger RNA. The record is from RefSeq and is a predicted model, not a curated record. Lineage: Eukaryota; Metazoa; Chordata; Aves; Passeriformes; Sturnidae.
AUGAGAUGGGCGGGGUCAGGGGCCCGGCAGCCAAUCAGAGUCAGGGCGGGGCCCGGGGCUCGCCCGGCCUCGGCCAAUGGAACGCCAGUGGGGGCGGGGCACGCGGGGACCCCCGAGCGGACCGGGACCGCCACGACCCUCGGGGACAGCGGUGACACCGGGACCCCCGAGCGGACCGGGACCGCCACGACCCUCGGGGACAGCGGUGACACCGGGACCCCCGAGCGGACCGGGACCACCACAGCCUUCGGGGACAGCGGUGACACCGGGACCGCCACAGCCUUCGGGGACAGCGGUGCCUCGGGCACCGACGGGACUCGCAGGAACCCAUGGAGCCACCGGGACCCCCAGGUCUGCUGGUACCCACAGAACCCCCAGGGCGAACAGAGCCACCAGGACCCCCAAACCAACCGGGGACCGACAGAGACCGUGGGACCCGCGGACCGAACCGGGAUCCCCGACCCUGGUGAGGCCGCAGCCGGCACCCCCCGUGCCACAACUCCUCCACCUGCCCCCUCCCCACCGCGAGGACCGGGGGUGGCGCUGGGGUUGUUCCAGCGGGUCCGGGUGCUGUGCUGGGUGAUGACAGCGCCCCAAAACCUGGAGACCAAGGCCCGGCACGUGCGGGGUACUCGGGCAGGGCACUGCAAGUCCUCCGAGCCCGCCCCCCACUUCCCGCCCGUGGGGCUGGGGGUGCCCGAGGGCCGGGGGCAGCUCCACAGCAAAACCAUCCAGUUCGUGCAGCGGCACCACCGCGCCCGCGCCGACUGGUCCCUCAAGGCCGACGACGACACCUUCGUGGUGCUGGACACCCUGCGCUGGCUGCUGGCCCCACACUCGCCCCAGCGGCCCCUCGGGAAGCGCUUCCGACCCUUCACUCGCCAGGGCUACACGAGCGGCGGGGCUGGAGUGCUCGGCCGGGGAGCCCCGGCCCGCGGCCACACCGGCCCCGAGGAGGACGCGGCGCUGGGGCAGAGCCUGGAGCGGCUGGGGGUGCUCGUGGGGGAUUCACGGGACACGUGGGGCCGGGAGACCUUCCACCCCUUCCCGCCCGAGAUCCACCUCACCCAGCGCUUCGCCCGGGACUUCUGGUACCAGCGUUACUGCUGGUACCCUGUCGUGGAGGGUCCCCAGCGCUGCUCAGACCUGGCCGUGUCCUUCCACUACGUGUCAGGGGAGGAGAUGUACACGCUGGAGUACCCGAGCCAGCGCCUGCGCCCCUACGGCUACAGACCCCGCUACGGGCCCCCCCGACCCCCCCGCGCCCCCCAACGCCACCCGGAGCCACCCGGGACACCGCCCCCUCAGACCCCCGCCCACCUCGUUAAUAUUCAAGCCACGCCCAUCAUAGGCCCCGCCCAGUCCCGUCAGUUCCGGUCAGUGCGGGGGAGGCGGUGA